This is a messenger RNA of Eutrema salsugineum, 918 nucleotides long. RefSeq names its product pathogenesis-related protein 1A. The transcript has a single exon. NCBI's taxonomy places the organism in Eukaryota, Viridiplantae, Streptophyta, Magnoliopsida, Brassicales, Brassicaceae. Gene Ontology annotation, cellular component: extracellular region. The coding region runs from base 65 to 790 and encodes 241 amino acids. The record is from RefSeq and is a predicted model, not a curated record.
UUCCACUUUACACAUACAAUUGAGUAAUUAACUCUCCCAUUUACUUUUUUUUUUAUAAAAAAAAAUGGAGCUCUUCCUCCGAAAACGUAAAACCAAAGCUCUGUUUCCGAUGUUCGUCGCCAUUACAUUAUUCCUCCUUCAGUUUUGGGCUGUGAUGGCCCAAAUUACUCACAACGAGUCUUCUACACAAUCCUCCAAUAAUUCUCCCUCCGCUACGAGUACACGAUAUCUGUCGUCAUCAUCUCCGUCGUCAACCAGAAAACUGUUCUCGUUCAGGUCCAGGUGGAGGAGAAGACGACGUCGUAACAAAGUAAACAGAGCGAGCAUGGAGUUUCUAUUCGCACACAACCUCGUACGUGCGCGCGUGGGAGAACCACCGUUAGAAUGGGACGGAAGAUUAGCGGCGUAUGCGCGGGUGUGGGCGAACCAGCGCGUGGGAGAUUGUAGGCUUGUUCACUCUAACGGUCCUUUUGGAGAGAACAUAUUCUGGGCCGGACAGAAUAAUUGGAGGCCCAUGGAUAUCGUUAAAGUGUGGGCGGAUGAGAAUAAGUUUUACGACGUGAAAGCUAACACGUGUGAGUCGGGGCAGAUGUGUGGACAUUACACGCAGAUUGUGUGGAGAGAUAGCACCAAGGUUGGGUGCGCACGUGUGGAUUGCUCAAAUGGUGGCAUUUAUGCAAUUUGUGUUUAUAACCCACUGGGAAAUUACGAAGGUGAAAACCCGUUUGGAAGUUAUCAAGACCAAAUUGGUCUUCUCCGACAAGAUCCACCGGCAGCAACGAUCGUUUAACCAUUUUGACGAUAUGGCAUCAGAGCAGAGGAGAAAAAUCAAAAAUUUUAGUUGUGAUUUACUUUUACUCAACCUUUUUUUGGGAGAAUUAACUUACUUUUCAUUACUGAUUCAAUAAAUAAGUUUAU